Mytilus trossulus (common blue mussel) is the source of this 2315-nucleotide messenger RNA. RefSeq lists its product as uncharacterized. The transcript is spliced from 15 exons. The coding region runs from base 345 to 2099 and encodes 584 amino acids. Lineage: Eukaryota; Metazoa; Mollusca; Bivalvia; Mytilida; Mytilidae. The record is from RefSeq and is a predicted model, not a curated record.
AGUGUAUGUGUUGAAAUAAUUUAUCUAUUUAUUUAUAUUAAGUGGAUUAUUAACAGAGGCUAUUUUUGGUAUGCCCGAAUCAAAUGCGCAUUCACAAAUGAUCAAAACUGUUUACACAACAUAUUUCAAUUGAACAUAAGAACAUAGCAUGUAGAAUGGAAUUGUAUGAUUUCAUGUCGUAUACUUGUCGAGAAUGUAUAAUUUGAUUUUAGUGAAGGAACAUUCUACUGUUUACACGGUGUAUGACCACCAUACAGUUUAUAUAGGACGUUGCUGCAAAUCGGAGCGAGGUUGAAAUCUACAGAAUCAACACUGUUUUCAAAGACGAACUGUCGUAAAAGAGUAUGAAGGCUGGUACGAAAAUAUUCCUACCAUGUUUAGUCGUUGGAUUAUUGUUGACUUUGAUUUCAUAUAAGAAUUUCAUUCUUGUCCACGAUGAUGGUACUGAUCAACAAAAAACAACACAAUUCGUAAAACAGAGCGAUGAAACAGAAUCAAGACAAGUUAAGUUCAAACCAAAUGAGAGAACAUACUCAACAUUAGGAGCUUUUGAAUCAAAAGGGGACAUGUUCUGCAUAAAAACUAAAGAGAUUUCAGACUCAGCCGUAGGAGAUUUUAAACCAAAAGAAGAUUUUAACUGCAUACAAACAAUUGAACAAUACAGAACUUUUGAUGGUACUUUCUUUAUUCCACCUGACCAUAUUUUAUCAACAUUACCGACAAAAGUUUUAGAUUGUCUAUAUCAAAGAAUAACAACAACAAUUCAUUUCUUUUGCGCUAAACGAAGUCGACAUGGAUCAGUAAAGAAUGGGUGGAACAUUUGUACAGAUGGGUGCUAUAAACCAAACAGUAAAACAGUUAUCCAUGUGCUGAGCACCGUAAAUGAUUAUGAAAAUGUCCAAAGUAUCAACAUGAUUUAUAAGAUGAAAGUUCAAAGAUACAAACCAAGAAAACAGACUGGAACUGAUGAAGUAUAUCUUUCAAAAAAGGAAAAUAUUAUUAAUGAUGGUCAACCCACAAAACUUGAUGCAUGGAGCUAUGCAGUAAAAGAGGAAUCGAAUGGCCAGGAUAUUCUAAUUAUUGAUGUUGGCAACCUUACUGAUAUAAUUGUUGAUCACGUGAUCAAUAGUGGAAUGCUCAAUGAAAUACAACAGCUAUCUAUUCGGAUUAGUUAUGGCGAUCCUAAAUCUGGAAUCAAGUAUUUGUCAGCACUAAAACACUUGAGAAAGCUGUUUGAAGCAGGGUUUAGAAUAUACUGGUCGAGACAAGAAUGGUCGGGUAUUCUUUGGAGAAACAAGAGAAGGACAAGUUGUAUAUAUCUAGACAUGGUUUACAGUGUAUGUAGAGGUUUACUUAAGUCAACAGGUCCUAUAAAGGAGUACAGUAUAAAUCAAAAUCUGGUAGAUUUUGGACCCUUACGAAUUCCAGAGGACAAGGAUCUUUACAAAUUAAAUGCAAAAGAGCGGUAUGCGCUAUAUUUAAGAUAUUUGACAUCGACACAGAUUCAUUGUAAAGAAGUGAUACGGCUAGGUCAUAUAACCGAUGGUGGAUGGAAUGUUUGUCAUGAUAAACCAUACAGACCUUCAUAUCCAUGUCUUGUUUAUUCGUUUGGGAUAAAUUGGGACUUUAGCUUUGACGAUGCCGUGGUGAAAACAUACGGAUGUGACGUUCACUCUUUUGAUCCAAGUAUGAACCAGCCAGAUUUUAGACGUGGAGACCAGAUAUGGUUUCAUAACCUUGGGAUAAGCAAUACGACCUCAAGAAAAGGAAAUUGGAAUGUUUCUUCCUUGCAAGAUAUAUUAAAAAAAUUUAACCACACUUCUCGAAGAAUUGAUCUUCUGAAAAUUGACGUAGAGAAGAGUGAAUGGGAAUCCUUCCCGGAUAUGAUACAAACUGGUUCGCUAAGAAAUACCAGGCAAUUGUUAGUAGAAUUCCAUGGUAGAGUAACAUCGUUUCAACAAUUAAGAACGCUUAGAGCAAUAUAUAACGAAGGAUUUAGAAUUUUUUGGUACCAUAGAAAUCCAGUAAAAGGCAACUUAGUACAAGGCACAUUUGUCCAGCAUACUUCAUGUUAUGAAGUGUAUUUUGUUCGAGUCUAAUGUGUACGUAAAUAUCCUGAAAAAAAUUGUAUUUUAAAUGUGAAUGAUUUGUUUGUAAGCAUGAUAUAAAAUAUGAUUCUUAAAUGUGACAACUGAAUGAUAACACUUGUUUUUUUAACAUUGGUGGUGAUCGAAAAUUGUGUUAUAGUCAAAAUGUUUUGAGUAGUGAGUGUGUGUUUGUGUUGUUUUGGGAGGCGGCUUUCCUGGUCUGGAACU